UCGCUGUGGUGUGUAAACAUGAAAAUAAGUCAUUAGUAAAUGUUUGGCAAACCAGGUUGAGCAAUGAAAGAAUCAUGAAAUCAUCUCUAAAAUCGAGUAAAAACUUAAGAAUUCAAAGCCGCUGACACAAUUUUGUAAAAAAAAAUGUCAUCAUCAUCACCACCAGUUCGUCCCCCACGAAGGACCCCGCAACCUUCCAGACCAGUGACGCGUAAUGUGUCCAUACUUUCGAAAAGGAAUACCAAAUCGCUAUGGAAAAUGAUCCGCUCCAUGAUCAUUCCAACUCGACUCGUCACAGCUUUUGCGUCCUGUGGGGGUGGUGGCAAUUCUGUCGCUGCGAGGAGAAAGCGGCGACUUGACCGGGCUAUGAAAAAUGGAGGGCAAGCACCUCUGGAACGGCGAAUAAUUAGUAGUCCUCCAGUCGAAGCGUUGGCAAAUCUAAGUUUGGCAGAAGAGGUUGUGGAACCUGAGAGUCAAAUUCAGACUCAAACUGUCGAGGUCCAAAUCGAGAUCGUUCCCAACGCGGAGGCAACCACGACAGUAACAUCUCCAACUGAUGGGGACAUCUCACUCGGAAAUACCGGUUCGACUGCUGAUACUGCUGACAAUACCGUAGAAUCAGUACAACCACCACCACCACCCCCACCAGAAGAGAUAAUAGUGCGACUACGGGAGAAAAAAGAUUCUGCUACUGAUCGCAGUUCAAUUGUUGACGCAGACAAAUUUCACGGCUGGCGGAAAUCGUCGAUUGACGUGAAUACCGAGCCACCAUUAACUUUGAAAUGGAUCCCAUCGGGCCUGCAGAUUGGUGAUCAAGUAAUCUGGCUCUCUGAAACGCAACCGGAACGCGGUGUGGUGCGUUGGAUUGGGAAAAUUAGAAGCCAGUAUUACGCAGGGGUUGAAUUUGAACGAAGCAUAGGGAACUCGUCUGGCCUUUAUGGCUACGGAGGUGGACUGGUCGCCCGACUUUUCACGUGUGACCUAGGCCUAGGACGAUUCAUCCCGAUCGAUGAACUUGUCCUGCAUUCAGACUUUCAUGAUAAGGGGAUAAAGGCCGGCUUCAUCUGCAUAAUUUGCCGUGACGACUUCCUCGAGCUGCCGGACGCCCAAGGGGACGAGGGUCACAUGGUGGCGACAAAGUGUGGUCACUUGUAUCACGAAACAUGUCUCCAGAGUUGGUUUGCUUCGAAGAGUAGAAAGAAAACAAAUGGUGCGACUAAUCCGGGCCAGCCCUGCCCCCAUUGUCAGAGUCCAAUCCAAUACGAAGACAUCAUUCGACUUUUUCCUGCACAAGUUUAAAGCAUGUAACAUGACUUAUUUUACUGGAAUCUAAAAUGAACUUGUAAUGAAAUAAUUUUUCUACGAUUAUUUAAAGUUCUACAUAAAUGUAUUAUUUGUCCAUUAUUUCUAGAUUUCCUAAUUUAUUACUCAAUAAUUUAAUGUGGAACGAAUAAAAAGACAAAUUUUCUUCAUACUCUA
Folsomia candida is the source of this 1479-nucleotide messenger RNA. RefSeq lists its product as uncharacterized. Gene Ontology annotation, biological process: protein ubiquitination; interstrand cross-link repair. Gene Ontology annotation, molecular function: ubiquitin protein ligase activity. Bases 145 to 1299 code for a protein of 384 amino acids. The record is from RefSeq and is a predicted model, not a curated record. The transcript has 5 exons. NCBI's taxonomy places the organism in Eukaryota, Metazoa, Arthropoda, Collembola, Entomobryomorpha, Isotomidae. Gene Ontology annotation, cellular component: nucleus.